AUGGUUUCCAGAAGAGCUUCAAAAGACGCACCCAUAGUCAUAGUUGGCGCUGGUGUUUUCGGCUUAUCUACUGCCCUCGAGCUGAAAAAGCGGGGCUACCGUCACAUCACCGUCCUCGACCGCUUCCUCCCUCCCGUUGCGGAUGGCAGCAGCGUUGACAUCUCGCGUAUUAUCCGCGUGGACUAUGCCGAUCCCGUCUAUGGCCAGAUGGCCCGCGAGGCAUACCAGGGCUGGACUACGGAGUACUCCGACCACUAUCACGAGUCUGGCUUCGUCAUGCUAGCGGACCAGAAGGGCAACGCCUGGCUUGACAAGGCGAAAGAGGUUGCUGCCAAGACGGGCCAGACUCUUACGAGCUAUGAGGAUGCCAAUCAUGUCCGAAAAGACUUCCCCAGUGCCCAGGCCAACUUUGAUGGUCUCCAAGCGUGUAUCAAUCACAAGGGCGGAUGGGCGGACGCCAAAGGAGCCAUAGCACAGCUGGCUUCGCAAUGCAGCUUGCUCGGAGUCCAAUUCAUCUCAGGAGCCCGUGGUACCGUGGAAUCGCUCAAAAUAGAGCAGGAUAAGGUCGUUGGCGUGAACGUCGUUGAAGGACCACCAGUUUUGGGUGACCAGGUCAUCCUCGCGACAGGCGCUUGGACGAACCGAAUCGUGCACAUAAGCAGCGCUACCUCGGCGUCCGGUCAACCUGUAGGCUUCAUGAAGCUCACGGAGGAAGAGGCUCAAAGGCUCAAGGAUAUGCCUGUGAUAAUCAACUUCAACACUGGCGUUUUCAUCUUCCCGCCUACGAAGGGAAAGAACCCCAUUCUCAAAUUUGCACGCCACGGUUACGGAUAUGCAACCGAAGUUCGUGUCGGUGACAAAGAAAAGACGGCUUCGGAGAGGUUCAUAUCGGCGCCGAAGCGGGACGAAAGCAACGCGACAAGCGGAUACCUCCCAGACGACGCGGAUAAGGGCUUGCGUGAUGGCGUGCAGCAGCUUGCGCCGGAGUUCGCGACGCGGCCAUGGUCGAACCGAAGGUUGUGCUGGUACUCUGACACCCCAGAGGGAGAUUUCAUUAUGGAUUACCAUCCUUCGAUGGAAGGACUGUUUGUCGCUACUGGUGGCGCGGGACAUGCAUUCAAGUUUCUCCCUGUUCUAGGCAGGUACAUUACCGACUGUUUCGAAGAAAAGGCGUCGGGCGAGCUGAGGCACAAAUGGAGACUGCGAGAGUCUGAUGGAAAGUCAGAGGAGCUCAAACUGGGUGAUGGCAGUCGUGGUGGGCCGCCUCUGCGUAAGCUGACAGCUGCGGAGCAGUCCAAGUUAUAG
Colletotrichum truncatum is the source of this 1305-nucleotide messenger RNA. Its product is annotated as fructosyl amino acid. The record is from RefSeq and is a predicted model, not a curated record. Lineage: Eukaryota; Fungi; Ascomycota; Sordariomycetes; Glomerellales; Glomerellaceae. Gene Ontology annotation, molecular function: L-pipecolate oxidase activity; flavin adenine dinucleotide binding; proline dehydrogenase activity.